Zymoseptoria tritici IPO323 is the source of this 333-nucleotide messenger RNA. RefSeq lists its product as uncharacterized. The transcript has a single exon. Bases 1 to 333 code for a protein of 110 amino acids. Gene Ontology annotation, cellular component: nucleus; cytoplasm. Gene Ontology annotation, molecular function: protein binding. The record is from RefSeq and is a predicted model, not a curated record. Lineage: Eukaryota; Fungi; Ascomycota; Dothideomycetes; Mycosphaerellales; Mycosphaerellaceae.
AUGCUCCACAUAGCUGCUCGGCACAACCGACACGAUGCCGUGCUAAGAGAGAUCAAGAACGGCGCAGAUGUUAGCGUUCAGAAUCGAGACUUGCAGACGCCGCUGCAUGUGGCAUGUCGACACGGCCAUCUGAAGAUCGCGAGGACUCUGAUCGAGAACGGCGCUCAGAUCGAGGUUGAGAAUGACCACGGAGAGAGUCCGCUGCAAAUAGCGAAGAGCAGAGGAUACGUUGAAAUCGUUCGGCUGUUGGUUUUGGAGGGUACUCUGGCUGGUCGUGCUAGGCAUGGAAAUCCUGGCAAUGGGCUCAAGCCGCUUUGCGCUGGACGCAAAUAG